Dreissena polymorpha is the source of this 1084-nucleotide messenger RNA. RefSeq lists its product as uncharacterized. Lineage: Eukaryota; Metazoa; Mollusca; Bivalvia; Myida; Dreissenidae. The coding region runs from base 314 to 1084 and encodes 256 amino acids. The transcript is spliced from 4 exons. The record is from RefSeq and is a predicted model, not a curated record.
UUACUUAUUUUCGAGUAACUUCAUUGUCUGAGGUUACAAAAAGGUCAAAAGCAAGUAACUCCGGAGUUGAGAAAAGCACAAACAGGUUGAAUGUCGAAGUACAAAGAGUGUCCUCUUUUAAGACAUUAAAACGUCCAGUUAUAAACAAGAGAAAUGAAAAUAAAGGUUUCGAACUAUUUUCCGGACCUAGUAAACCAAAACAUAAUGGAUUGACUUUAGACGAUUUGCAAUCAUUGACGCCAUUUAAAAAUGGCGUCGAUUUAGUGACGCAAGAAUCUGUUGCUGAACUGCAUAAAACUACACCCAAGUGUUCAUGAAGUAUUUUUUUCCGGAAGUGACGAACGAUCUCCGAAUAACCGACGAAGAUUUACGAGGAUUUCCGAUUCACAGCCUUGCAGUUGCAGUCAUAUGCGAGGCCAUUUCAAAAGGAGAUGAUCCGUACAAGUUUUACUGUAUAAUCGAAAAGAAUAACUUGGAAAAUGUGCUGACUGAAUUGUACACUAGUGUACAUUGGAAGAAAUUGGGGUUCUCCAUGUACUGCGCUCUGUACCCGUCCGUAGUGAGAGACGCACGGACGAACAUCAGUUUGCAAGACUUCAUUGACGAUGAUGGGCCGGAGUGGGCGGACCGUAUUAUUGAGCUCAUGACGGAGCCCUCUUGGACGAUGGGAUGGGUGCAAAAAAUGGUCCGCGGUCAUGUGACAGAGGAGGAAUACAACAUGGCGAUGAACACACUGUUCGUCAAAUUGCACAUGUUGGACCCGCAGCCUGUCAUUCCGACCUUUCAUCUGCUGAAUCACAUCCGAGCUCUCCCGGAAUGCAACCUAGAGCUGGCCAUCCGGGACUACCUCGGAGGCCCACUGGACGCUGCGGCACUCAGCGCGCAUGAGCGGACGGCCGUAACAAAGGAGACCAUGCCUAGCAACGGCACGUCGCGCAUGAGCCUCGACAAAAUCAAAGUUUUUAACGGCAUUGACGUCGAGGAGUUUAUAAUGACGGAAGCACGUAACGUCGGCGUCUGGAACGGGCGACGUCCCGACAAUAAAAGAACUAGUGACCUCCAGGAUAGAUGCAGCGUCAUGUAA